Messenger RNA from Dreissena polymorpha, 10912 nucleotides. Its product is annotated as SUN domain-containing ossification factor-like. The record is from RefSeq and is a predicted model, not a curated record. The transcript is spliced from 21 exons. Gene Ontology annotation, cellular component: cytoplasm; membrane. Lineage: Eukaryota; Metazoa; Mollusca; Bivalvia; Myida; Dreissenidae. Gene Ontology annotation, biological process: protein folding in endoplasmic reticulum. The coding region runs from base 78 to 5294 and encodes 1738 amino acids.
UUAUGAACAUAGUGAUGUAACAUGAGCUGCUGUAAAAAACAUAGACUGCAUGUCAUAAUGUGACAUUAUUGGAUACCAUGUGUUCUGUUGUGGACUUAUGCCAGUGUCGAUUUCGUCUUCGGAAAAUCUCUCAGACUUCCAGUAAUAGAAGUGAAUGUAGAUGGAUAAUGAAUGCAUGGCAUCUGCUAUUUGUUUGUGCUCUUCUGGCAGUGAAUUUUCAGGUCUCAAACAUUGAUGAAACCACUGGUUUGCUUGAACCCAGUCCAGUCCUGACAGUGCCCACGUCAAACUUGCAAGAUGGGAAACAAAAUGUAGAAACCAUUCCACUACAGGGAACCACUCUUGGGCAUGAGCUGGAAACCAGUUUGAAUACUGACCAAUUACAGGAGAGCUUGAAAGACGACAGCAGUACCACUUCACAAGCCAUCUCAAGCAGUCAAGUUAUUGCAUCAACUCUAUCAUCAUCAGUGUCUGUCAGUAGCCAAUCAGAUAUUCAAAUACAACCGGACCAAUCAAGUCCAGAAUUGCAAAAAAACAGGGAAUAUGACGUGCCUGUUCAAUUAGUCCAUGACAGCAUCAAAAUAGUAACCUCCCCUGUAACUGAAGGUCAUCAGUCAGUGAUUACAGGGGAACAAAGGUCAGGGACUACAGUUGUCAAAAGUUCUCAAACUACAACAGAUGAAAGUUCAAAGCCCACACAGGUCAGAUUGUCAGAGGCCAAUGGUGAAUCUAUACCAGAUAAUGCAACUGACCGAAGUUCAGAGUCUACUAAUGGCCAAAGUUCAGAAGUUACAAAUGGUCAAAGACCAGAAAGCACAGGUCCAAAUGACCAGCAUAGCAGUGAACUACAUUCAGACAUAAAGGACCUUUUGCAAGAACAGAAGGUCCCUUUAGCAGACACCAAAGACACUUUAGGCGUCAAAGAUCCAGUAUCAGAGGUCAAGGGCACUCCCUCAGAGGUCAAAGAACAAGGUAUUAAAGUCACGGCUCUAAAUGGUCAGUCCGAAGAUUUGGAUAAGGUUUCAAGUGGGGAAGCUGAUAUGGUGAAAAAGAUUGAGGUCCCAGAUGGGGAUGUUAUUAAUUUAAUAAAUACAAGGGAUAUCAAUAGUGGUCUGGAGUUUCCUCAUCAUGGAGAAACAAUGCCUAGUCAAGAUUUUAGAGACAUGGAUCAAGAGGUACAUAAAGGGACUGAGUUUCAUCCUGAAAUUCCCAGAAACAUUGUGUCAGAGGAACCCAAAGAGGUUGAAACAGUGUUUGUGGUGCCGCAAGAGGAUAAGGCAGGGGUAGUGUUGGAAGGUGAACCUGGAGGUCGUGUGAAGGUCGAAGAUGACAAGGAGGACGAAGGGGGCCUUACAUUCAAUGAAUGGACACAGAAAAUUCUGGCUGAGGCUGAGAAAGGCAAAAAACAAGAGGAAGUUUUAGUGGUGGCAGAUACCCCAACACUUCCUGUGAAACCCAGAAAAAAGAAAAACUACGCUGCACACGACUGCGGCGCUAAAGUGCUAGCCAGCAACCCCGAGGCAACCAAUGUUAAAAGUGUUCUCAACGCAAACAAAGAUGACUAUCUCAAUACGCCAUGUAAAGUGAAAAAAUGGUUGGUGGUGGAGCUGUGUGAGCCGAUACAAGCUCACUCCGUUGAGAUUGCCAGCCUUGAACUCUUCUCCUCUCAGCCUAAGAAGGUCAAGGUCAUGUUAAGUGACAGGUACCCAACUAAAGACUGGCAGUUGGCUGGAGAGUUUGAGAUGAAAGAUGAGAGGACGGAGCAGACAUUUCAGAUUGACAAGCUGAAGGAGUACUUUGCCAAAUACGUGCGUUUUGAUGUCCUGGAGCACUACGGCAACGAGCACUUUUGCCCGAUCACAAAGUUUCGAGUGCUGGGUGUUGCCGUGACAGACUAUGAGGAUGAUGACUCCCCAGAGAACGAAGAUGACAGCAACGACGAUGAGCAGGAUGACAUGGAUGUGGUCAUGGCCGGUCAUGAUGGCAAGGCCAAGAACUUGUUUGAGAGCGCCAAAGACACAGUUGUCAGAAUUGUGAAGAAGGUACUCAAUGUGGAAGACACUUCAGAAAAUACAAGUCAGAACUCCAUCAAGGAUGCUGUGGCCCUGAGUGGCAGUACGGAGGUGGAGCACAAUGUCACGGUGACCCCAUCUGGGGAGGCCCCCACCUCUCCCUGCACGCCUGAUGCCAACAUUCCAGGUCAUGUGACGACCGCACCGGACACACAUAUUGGUACCCAGCUCCCUGUGCCUCCUGAACCAGCAUCUGGGAAGAAGGCAUAUUGCCAUUGUCCUGUCUGUGUGACCAUUGGUCAAACAAACAUAGUUAGGAUGCUGGAUGAAGAUGAGCAAGUUGAAACAUCGACGGAGUCUCCUCAAGUGCAGUUAAAUACCCCCACCACCCCUCUGGAUAUGUCCCCUGGAAAAUCGCUGAUACUGCACUUUCUAGAAUGUCAACAAAACCAAACUCAAUCAAUUGGGACAAGAAGGAACUCUUCUGGUCAUCUCUCAAGACUUUGCCAGUUUUCAUUUAUGAUGCUCAAGUCAAGCCCAGGAGUGUUAAUGAGGGUUAAUAAUCAGUGUAGCCUGCCAAUGAAAUCAAAAACGAGUGGAAAUGAUAAAAAGCUAAACAUCCCAAACUCCGUUUCUAGUCAACAUGGAAUAAACGGUGAAAAAAACAGUGCUAUGCCAUCGUCAAUUAAAAGUGAUACUGUCUCAGCAACAAUGGAGAUUUCAACGGCAUCUGGAAAGUUGGAAAACCUCAUUCAACAAACUGAUAAAUUCUCAAGUAUACCAACACCAGUCACUGAUAGGUUGUCAUCCAUACAUAGUGUCCCAGUCAAAUCUGAAACAGUGAAAAUAUCUGAAGAGAUAAAGCCAUCCAGUGCUGCUUUUUCUUCAAUAGAUACCCAGUCUGUUGUACAAUCACAGCACCACACAUCCAUCAAUGUAGAGGCUACAACCUCUACAACAGUUUUAUCAUCAUCAACAAAACCCGCUCUUUCGUUAGCAUCGUUAUCAUCAGAAUCUGUAGCUACUUUAACGUUAUCAUCAGAAUUGCCAGAAAAAUCUUCCUUGGCAUCAUCAAUAUUGUCACCAUCGUCAAUAACAGUAGCUGUCCACAUUGAUCCCACCCCAACCGUUGUUAAUGGCAAAGAGCAUACACUCAGUAACCAGGCAACUAUUGGUAUCCAGAUAACACCUGAUAGCCAGGUUACUGUGGCGACGCCCCCAUUAUCGCAAAGCUGGGCCCCAGACACUAUUGACGUCAGUGGUGAAACAUCAGUAGCUGGGGACCAGGGAAAACAGGAAGCCAGUGAUACAUCUACAUCCACCACCAUUAUUAAUCUUCCACAGCCCUUAUUGGUCACUAUUGAGGCCUCUAGCUCCGCAACAGAACAGGCCUCACCCCUGGAACCCAUGGCAACCAGUGAAGGUCACAGUUCAACAGAUGUUUCCAUGGAUACCAGUGACCUUGACGACCUUUCGGAUGACCCUGUGGCAGUGGAGGAGGACUUUGUUAAGCCUAACACAACAGUUAUUGAUGACAAGGUUGUCAUGGACAGAGGUGGCGUCUCCAGCACUAGGGUAGACGACCUGAACCUGGUGCGUGUGCCCCUGAUACCUGCAGGAAAGCGUGAGUCUGCCAUCAUGCGCCUCAGCAACCGGAUCAAGGUCCUCGAGCAGAACGUGUCUCUCAGUAGUAGGUUUCUGGAGGAGUUGAGUAGACGGUACAAGAAACAGUCGGAGGACAUGAUGAAGAUGCUGAACAAGACAUUGGCCAGACUUGCAAAUGUCACAGUGGAGGCUGACGUAAAGAACAAACUGCACGAGGAUGAGAUGUACAUUAUGGAGAAAAAAGUGGAGAACCUGACAGCCAUCAUUGGUCGCCUGACUCGAAACUUUGAACAACUCAACAAACAGGUCACAGACAGACAGAUGAUCUGGACCUCCAUCGAAAUUCUCGCAAUCCUUGCAAUGGCUCUCUUCCUGCACCUGCGACGUCACAAGCCGGUUCCUCUGCCACCGGAGCUGAAAUCCCUAAUAGACAAGAUGCCCGCAAUGCCUGCCGGGAACCAGCCAAUCCUGAGAAGAAAUUCCCUGUCAGGGCCCGCUACUCCGUCGAAGAAACUUGCGGAUACUCUCCCUUACGGAGGUGGUGGUGGCUUGCAGAGGUUUUGCAGUGAGACGGCUUUAGCAUCAGUAGCAGGGAGAGACCAGCACAGGCAGUCUACAGACACCUCCAAACAGUUCUUCGAAUAUGGUAAAAAGAAGAAGAAAAAGAAAUCCAAAGGUGCCGAAUUAAAGUCAUAUAUGCGCGACGGCCCUGGACCGUCUCAUCAAGAGUUUGUCAGUAUUCCGGAACCUGAUGUCUUGCCGUUUAGUGGUGAGGCUACACCAUACCAGUUGAUAGAACCAGCAAAGCCACGGAGUAACUCACUUGGAAUUAUUGGGAAAGAUACCGUUAAAACUACAGCAGAUGGAGCCAGGGAUAAAGAUUCUAAAGGGACCAAACUUGUAAUUAAAAACCCAUGUAAAAAACUUCCCCAUGGGGGCGGAACUAAAUAUGGACAUUGUUUGCAAAAUAGUCGCACUGUUAGUGAUUUUCAAAGUGGUGGAUUUGCCAAAAGCCACAGACGACAAAAGUCUUUGCCCCAACAAUAUUAUUCAACUGUUGAAACAGUUGGGCAACAAGAAGAACUUAAAACUGGUGUGAAAGUAGAUACAAAUAUUUGUAAGGAUUUUGCUGUUUCAAAACCUAAGCACUUAAAUGAAAAACGUCUUAAAGCAUUCACUUCCAAUGAUGAAUACCUGCGUUGUUAUCCUGAAAAUAACAUACAAGAUCAACAAAUGAAUGGCCAUCAUAGUGUAAAGGGGAGUAACUCAUAUAAUGGAUUUGACAACCAUAGUAAGGCGCCAAAAUGUCAUUUAGUAAAGAGUCACUCUGCAGAUACCUACUGCAUGCAGAGUCAUGGUAAUGUAGCCUCCAAAGAUGAACAUUUUCUGAAGCAAAGAAGAUCAACAGUAAAAAACGACCCGUCGGAAACAGCUACGAUUACCAAUGGUGGUUCCAGAAAUACAUGUAUGGACAACAAUGAUUCAAAUGGAACUAAAAGUGAUGAAGUUUAUAGUAGGAAUAGAAGCCAUGGAUUAUUUGACAAUCAGCCCUGUAGUUUCGAUAAUUUUUCUGAUGUCUAUAGGGUCCCUGGAGAAGUGUGGUUGAGUGAAAACUUAAAAACAGGAAGUCUUGGCCCUCUUAGAAAAGUACUGUCGUUUUUUAAGAGCGAUGAUUGAUUUAAUUUACUAUAUAUUUGAUCAUGUAAGUUUCAGGUGUGAUCAAUAUUCUCCUUCGAAAACCAUUGAAAACAAUUUUAUUAUUUGAGAAUGAAGCAUAUUGAAUAUCUUAACAAGUUUGUAAUAAGUUAUGUGUGCAGUAACUUUUUAUCCUGAUUUUCAUUUAAAUUAUGUUGGCAUGUAUUUUCAGUGUCUAAAAUAUUGAAUUGCUAUUAAAAAAAUCGUUUGAUAUGUUUUAUUAAUUACAUAACAAUAUAAACUGUAAGUGGCUAUGUUGUCAAGAUAAUGUGAAUAAAUGGUUGGGCACAUUGCCGUAUCCAACAACCAAUUCUUAGACCUAGGUCUAAAAAUAAAGAAUAUACUAGUAGUAGUACUUUGAAUUGAAAUAUUAAAUAAUUGCUUUAAUUUGUCAUCAGACUUUGCAUUAAUUGCCUCUAUCAACAUCAUUUUUCAUGUAGAACAUUCUGUUAAAGACAUUAUAAGUAGAAGCCUGUAAAUAUUAAAACGAUGGAACAUUUCUUGGUUUUCUUGGUUUCAAUAAUGGCAUUUGGCCUGGGAGCCAUAGCAGACUCGCGAUAUAUUGGACAGCGUGAUAUAUCGGACCGCGAUAUAUUGGAGUUGCAGUGUAUUGAUAUUCACCAACCAAUUCUUUGAUUAAGAAUAAACAAAAUAUUCAAUAACACUACCUGAAAUUGCCCAUAUAUACCAGGUUAAGCAUGGUGCUAACUCCAUUAGCAACUUGAUCUAAAUGAAGUAUUAUAUGAUAAAAGAUAUUAACUGCCAUGCUAGACUAACAUGUUAAGUAGUUUUAAAACAUUACAGUAAUAAGAUUAUUAUUAAUCUGAAGACUUUAGUCUAAGAAUUGGUUGGUGAGUACAGGGCCUGGUCUUGAUGGUUCUUACAAUAACAGCAAUUAAAGUAACUCUUGUUCUGUAAACAGUAACCUAAGCACGUGUCUGUGCUAAAAUGCUGGAAGAGAUUCAGCAAUUCAAAGUUCAGGUUUACUGUUACGGAAGGUGCAUGCCAAAAGUUAACCUUUCAUAUACACAAAUUACAUAUUAGUGGCAAAAGGCAGGUCAAUUUAUUUAAACAUGGCUUAUAUAGUUUACUGUGAAUAAAACUACAGUUUACUUAUUGUUUUGUGCACCACACAUAAAUGGCACAUUCAAAUCUUUAUGAUAUGCCACCUAAUGACUAACAAUUACCUUGUUAUGCCGUUGGGUUGAUUUAUUUUACUUCCAACAGCAGAAAUAUAAAUGCUUAAUUUAGUUGUGUGCAUAUUUUAUGCAUUUACUUGUAUGUUAUCUAACCCGGUGUUUAUAUGAUUUCAUUUACAUGUUUAUAUGUGCUAAUUUGAUUAUUUACACUUGUAGUAAUUAUUGUUAAAAUAAGCAGUGUAUGUUACAUGAAUUGUGCUAAUAAGGAUGGUCCUAUUUGAAGCUGCCCUUGGCCUGUAAUUUUAUGUGAGCAAUUUUACCCUAGAGCAAAGAAAUUCUUCACAUUUUGGUUGUUUAUGACUGAGUCUUAAUAUUUAAAAAAUUUAGUCAGAUAUUUUGUGACCAUUUUCUGAUGUGUGAUCAUUUGCUAAUUUGUGACCCAGUUCUACUGACCAUUUGCUAAUUUGUGACCCGGUUCUACUGACUAUUUGCUAAUUUGUGACCCAGUUCUACUGACCAUUUGCUAAUUUGUGACCUGGUUCCACUGACCAUUUGCUAAUUUUUGACACUUGGUAUAUUUGUAGUCAUUAGUUUGUGACCGUUUGCUAAUUUGACAAAUGGCAGAGUAAGUCUCCAUACUGAGCUUACAUACAAAUAGAGAGAAAUAAAAUGGAUUGACAAGGACAUAUUUUUAAAUGGUAUAAGAAACAGUUCAUAUAAAAAAUUGAAUCAGCUUUAGUAUAACCAAUUAAUGUGCUUUCAUAUUAAACCUAAAUGGCACAAUUCAUUAAACACUAAACAGGCAUAUGAUUUUCCUCAUUUCAGCUAAUGUCCCCCUUUUCUAUUCAAAAUUUGCUUCACUUAAAGUUCUCACAUUUCGGUAAGUAUUUAUUUUAGUUUUUAUGAACUCAGCCACUAAAAGGGGUGGGCGUUUAAAACCUCCAGUUAGGUGUUCCUUAAGUCACAACCCUGCUAGUGGAAGUACUUGUGACAUCUUUGGAGCUAUUAACAUUCAAGAUUCACUUAUCCUGUCAUCUGUCUUUGACAAAAACAAUUCAUGGGCUCGAACAUGUACCAGUUUUAGAUACAUCUUAAUGUGACAAAUAUAUCAAAGCUGCACUAUUGAAUUUUGCACUUCAAACCUAAGUGUAUUUACAUGUACAUGGUAUGUUUCUAUUUGACCACAGACACGUGCCAUAAUUAUAUUCUAAUCAUUGUCUAAAAUAAGAGGGUUAUCCAAUUAGAUUUCAUUUUCCUUCAACUUAUGCAUGUUUUAAAGCAUGUAAGGCAUAUCGGGACCAUGAUUUUUAAAAGAUCAUUUUUUCACAUUGUAAAAACAAAAAUUUAAUGCUAACCAUUAUACCAAUAUAAAUUAAAUCCAUGUAUGUUUAUCAUUUAAUUUGAUGCUCCUAAAUAUUUAUCAUUUAAACUCUUGUAUUAUGAAUGUAUGAAAUAUCAACACUAAUGCUUAAAAAGUUUGUUAAAGUAUUAACUCAUUACAUAUAACAUUAGAAAGCAAUUUGUACACAUUUGUUAAUAGAGUUGCUUAAACACCACUUAUCAUUUUGGUGGUCAUUUUCAUUUAUGUGUUGUUGGGAAAGUUAUGUACGGUAACUAGUUUUUUGUUUAGUUCAAAAUCAGUGUACAUUUUGUGUUUCUACUUAUCAGUUAGCUCUUACUUUCUUUCUUUUCAAAUUGUUCAUUGACUAGUUAAUGUAAAAGUAAUAAGGCCCAUCCAAAGUAUGAUGGUAUACAGUUAAAGUUAUUGAUUAGCAAUUGAUGUUUUGUUUUUGUUGAUAAUUUUGUAACUUCUUUUAUUUCCAGUUUUGGCCAGUAAGCCCAUGUUUGCAGAGUUUGAAUCUAUGUUGACUUGGUGCUUUUGCUUGCCAACUUGCCUGAUGAAUAUGUCCUUUUCUUUAACAUUUUGAAUGAGAUUUGCUUUUUUUAAUAUACUUGAGUGGCAGCUUACACUUAACAUAAAUGCAUGUACCAAACAAUUGUUGACUGCGUUUACAUGGUGUAUUUAUAAAAAUGCAAGUUUAAUCAGAACUUUUUUGGUAGAUUGGAUUGCACUUUAUGUUUAUUUAGACUCUUGGGGGCCUAUUUCACAAAUUUACCUGCAUAAAUCUGACAUUUUUUGCAAUUAUUAUACCCCCACUAAACAAAGUUUAGAGGGGUAUAUAUGAGUGAGCUUGUCUGUCGGUCAGUCGGUCUGUCUGUCUGUCGGUCGGUCAGUCCUUUCUGCUCUCUAAUUCAAGUAGUUUUCAUCCGAUCUUCACCAAAAUUGGUCAGAAGUUGUAUCUUGAUGAUGUCUAGUCCAAGUUUGAACAUGGGCCUUGCCGGGUCAAAAACUAGGUCACAGGGUCACUUAGUGCCUUUUAAACAUUCAGCAUGUUGUCAGCUCUCUAAUUCAAGUAGUUUUCAUCAGAGCUUCACCAAACUUGGUCAGAAGUUGUAUCUAGAUGAUGUCUAGGCCAAGUUUGAACAUGGAUCAUGGCAUGUCAAAAACAAGGUCACGGGUUCACUUAGUGCGUUUUAAACAUUGAGCAUGGUAUCCGCUCUCUAAUUCAAGUAGUUUUCAUCCAAUCUUCACCAAACUUGGUCAGAAGUUGUAUCUAGAUGAUGUCUAGGUCAAGUUCGAAUAUGGGUCAUGCCGGGUCAAAAACUAGGUCACUGGGUCACUUAGUACGUUUUACACAUUCAGCAUGGUGUCUGCUUUCUAAUUCAAGUAGUUUUCAUCCGAUCUUCACCACACUUUGUUAAAAGUUGUUUCUAGAUGAUGUGUAGGUCAAGUUCGAACAGGGACCAUGCAAGGUAAAAAACCAGGGCAUGGGGUCACUUAGUGCGUUUUAAACAUUGAUCAUGGUGCCCGCUGUUUUUUGUGAAGACAACGUGCAAAAUAUUCUGUGUCAAUGCGGCAUGUGGUGGUAUUCGUCACGUCUGUGACAAAGCUCUAGUUUUAAUUAUAUAUGAUAACGAAUUUUUAUUAACAUACUCGAAUUAAUAGUAUGUUGGAAUAUAUUUAAAUGAGGUGUAGAUACUGUACAUAACUUGUAAUAUAUUUCAAUGAAGUGCAGAAUUUUCAAUAAAUUAAAAAAGCAAAAGUUAAACAAAUGCAGAUGGAGUUGAGGAAAAAAGGGCCAUAACGUGUAUCUCAGCAUGAACACUUGGGACUGGUUAAGAGUGAAAUUGCUGUGACUGCUGUACAAGUCGUAGUUAGUCCACCCACUGUUUUUGUGGUAGUUGGUAUUUAUUUAACUUUUAAUUUAUUUCUUUGCAAUUUCGGUUAUUUGCAUAUGGACCUACAAUUGAAAUAUCUAUUUUCCUAACAAUCCAAGUGUACAACUACAUGCUAUUUGUAUGGAAGCCUGGUUCUUAUAAUAUCUUCAUGAGAUUAUAUGUGUUUGCUUGUGUUAUGUGUACAUGUUUGUCACCUUGUGCCAAUUCUUAAUUUGUUAAAAGACAACAUUAACUUUACUGCAUCGUUCUAAUAGCAAAAAUGUCUGUCGGGAUCAUGUUUCUGGUGUUUAUUUAUUCCUGUAUUUCAAAAAUGUUUGUUUUGUUUACAUUGAACUCCUUUUAGAAGAGGAAUUUUAUGUACUAUGUAAAUCAGUAUUAAAGGGACUUAGUGGCCUUCAGUCUUUUCUGUUGGAACACUCUACUAUGGAUUCUUACACUUUAUUCUUAAACUAUUUUAAUGUCACAUGUUUGUCAUGUUUGUUGCUCUGCAUUUAAUACUAUGCGCAUUAAUAUUAUUAUUUGUUUGUAUUAUUAUUUAUGUGUAAUUAUCAUUAUUUAUUGUUAGUCCAGUAGGUAGGCUUCUGCCUAACCAAAGCUUAUAAUUUAGUCAGUCCCUAAUCAAGAAGACAAAACAUACAUUUUCGUAUGUUUAUAUUUAAAAUUAACUUAUUUAGUAACUUAUAAUCUAAACACGUUUUUUUACAUGCACGUACACUCGAUUUGUAUUGACAAUAAUUAACUUUGAAAAGGGAUUUUUUUUAUAAAUUUAAAAAUAUAAAUGGUUUCUUUUGGAAUUUAAUAUUAGGAAUACUUGUUCAUCAAUUUAAUUUGUCAGUGCGUUCACAAUCUAUAUUUUGCUCCUUGACUACUUUAAAAAAAUAAUAUUUUUGUGUUAUUUUUUCUCUUUUCUUAGAUAAAGAUCUUAAAUACACUUGCACUCGUUUAAUAGAGCAGCAGUCUUAGUCAAUUGGCUACUGCUAAUAGUUAGACGUUUGCACAAAUGAAAAUGUCUGCCAAAAAAAAAUAAUUUUCGAAAUGCAAUUGUUUCAAAUCGAAAUGGUCAUAUUUUUGUAAAACAGCGUGUAUGUUUCUGUUGCGUAUAACGGUAUUUGAUGUACAAUUAACUUCUAUAAUGCAAUUGUUUUCAAUUGUAACACAUGUCGCUAUUCUGUAUGUACUAUUUAUUAAUUGUUGAAUGUUAAUAAAUAAUCCAUUAAGGUA